Molecule: messenger RNA, 1227 nt
Organism: Stereum hirsutum FP-91666 SS1
Lineage: Eukaryota; Fungi; Basidiomycota; Agaricomycetes; Russulales; Stereaceae
Product: Ribokinase-like protein
Exons: 6
Coding region: 1-1227 (408 amino acids)
Source: RefSeq, a predicted model, not a curated record
AUGGCCUCACAAUCGCCUUCAACGCGUCCUGUCCUUGCUUCUCUUGGCACUCUCUUGGUUGACUGCUUCUCUUGGACCGAUCCCUCUACUUUGAAGCCACUUCCGGACAAACCACCGAUCCAAAGGUUAGGUGGAGGAGGUUUAUACGCGUUGGUCGGUGCUAGAAUAUGGUUAGGUCCAGAAGCGCUCCGAAUACUUGUCGACGGUGGGACCGACAGUCACGCUGAUGGAGAGAAAUCAUUGAGGGAUGACGAGGGAAAAAGUGAGGGGGAUGGGUUUCCAACAGAGCUGAAGAUACAGUUGGACGAGUUGGGUGAGUAUAUGUGGGUGUGGAAGAAGGGAAGAACGCUGAAAGCGAGCAUUGAAUAUUGUGGGGACGAGAGAACUUUCACGUAUCUUUCCAUACCUCCUAUCCGUCGAGCAUCAGACCUCCUAUCCACAGCCCUCUAUGGUGCAGAGUACGUGCACGUCGUAGCAUCGCCUUCCGACUGUCUUCAACUAGUCGAUGACCUUGAGCAGUUGCAAAUCGAGAGUGGCGCAGCACCGAGUGAAAUAUGGAGACCAAAGAUUGUCUACGAGCCACACCCAAAGAAUUGUCGAGGGGAAGAGUUAGGCGCGUUGAGAGAGGUUCUCAGUAAGGUACAUGUGUUGAGCCCGAACCACGAAGAACUCGCCGCUUUCCUUUCUGAUUCUAUACAGGUCUCUGCAUCACCCAACUCGUCAACAACUACACUCAGCAAAAAAAUCGAAUCACACAUCCGUUCACUCAUGCCUUCAAGAGGCAUCGGUCCAGACGGAAACGGUGCCAUCGUUGUACGCUCAGGCGCUAUGGGUGCUUGUGUCGGGAGGCGGAAACAUCGAAAUGUGGCGGGUAAUGACGAGCAGUACUCAUCAGAGGAGGGACUAGAAAUUGAUUGGGUACCAGCGUAUUGGACGCAAGAAGAGAAGGGAGAAGUCAGGGAUGUCACAGGUGCUGGGAACUCAUUCUUGGGCGGCCUAGUAGCUGGCCUCCAUUUCACAAAAGACGAUGCGCGCGAAGCUACGUUAUACGCAUCCGUCUCGGCCUCAUACGUCGUGCAGCAGUUCGGGCUACCUAUUCUCAGUUCAGGAACACAGGAAGAUGGUGGUGAACACGGUGAUGUGAGGGUGAAGAACGAGGUUUGGAAUAGAGAAUCGCCAUGGAUGCGUCUGGAGAGGUUGAAGGCACGCAUGAUGGACAUCUCAUAG